Penicillium cinerascens is the source of this 2733-nucleotide messenger RNA. Its product is annotated as class I alpha-mannosidase 1A. Bases 1 to 2733 code for a protein of 910 amino acids. The transcript has 3 exons. Gene Ontology annotation, cellular component: Golgi membrane; endoplasmic reticulum. NCBI's taxonomy places the organism in Eukaryota, Fungi, Ascomycota, Eurotiomycetes, Eurotiales, Aspergillaceae. The record is from RefSeq and is a predicted model, not a curated record. Gene Ontology annotation, biological process: N-glycan processing; carbohydrate metabolic process. Gene Ontology annotation, molecular function: calcium ion binding; mannosyl-oligosaccharide 1,2-alpha-mannosidase activity.
AUGUUUCGUGCCCGCCGCUACCGCAUCCUGCUCGCUUUUGCGGCGAUAUUUGUGUUGUCCGUCUUGCAUUUCUCCCGGUCGCGCGACUGGAAUUACACCGUGAUCGAAGACUCCGCCAGGGGCCCCUCGUCCGACCCUGUGCACCCGAAUACUCGCCCAGAGACGAAGCCGCUUUCUGCCCCUGCUGAGGACAGCAAGUAUCCUCCUUCGGUGCCCAACCUCCAUUCUUCUGGCUCCGAGAAGUCCCCAAUUGCCCCCCCCGGAGAUUCGUCAAAGGCCGAUAGCAAGAAGCCAUUGGGAGCUGGUUCGAGUAACAAUGCUGCUGAUAAAGUUCCCAGUAAGGUGAACUUGGAUGAUUCGACGAAGGCCGACAGUGUUGGCAGUAGCGACAAACAAACGCCUUCGCAACCGGAGACCGGGUCGUCAAGCUCAGGAAACUCGGUCUUUUCGCUGCCCGAGGAGAUCGACCAUGGCGGCACAGGUAGGGUGUUAGUCGAGCACCCUGAAAAGGGCGUGCCGAGGCGUUGGCAGAAGUUCCCUGAGCAGUUCCCUGUUCCCGCGAGCGAGCUGAUCAAGCUGCCAAAGGAGCGCGCCAAGGCGAUACCCAAGCUGCAAGCGAAAUUCAAGGACGAGUCGACGGUCGACAAACAGGAACGGCUUCAGCAACUGAGCACCAUCAAGGCGGAGUUCAAGCACGCGUGGGCAGGAUAUAAGAAGGCUGCUAUGGGUCACGACGAGCUCAAGCCGUUGACAGCUGGAUUUGAGGAUCCCUUCAAUGGCUGGGGCGCGACUCUGGUGGAUUCCCUCGAUACCCUGUGGAUCAUGGAGUUGAAGGAUGAGUUCUCCGAGGCUGUGGAUGCGAUCAAGAAGAUUGACUUUACCACCUCGGCCAGAGAGGACAUUCCCGUCUUUGAGACCGUGAUUCGCUACUUGGGUGGUUUGAUCGGUGCCUAUGAUAUCUCGGGCCAAAGACAUUCUGUGCUCUUGGAGAAAGCAGAGGAGCUUGCCCAGAUCUUGAUUGGUGCCUUUGACACCCCGAAUCGCAUGCCGGUUCUAUAUUACCGUUGGACCCCGGACCAUGUUGCUCGACCUCACCGAGCUUCAGCCAACGCUGCUCUGGCAGAAAUCGGAUCAUUGUCUUUGGAAUUUACCCGUUUGGCUCAAUUGACCAAGGAAGACAAGUACUACGAUGCCAUUGCCCGAAUCACGAACGAAUUGGAACAGCUGCAAGACAAAACCAAUAUCCCCGGCCUGUGGCCUCUCCGUGUCAAUGCACAGGGCUGUCCCAAGUACACUCCCAGCCGCGACAUUGGCACUCCGACGCGCCAGGAGCCUCGCCGGAAGGAACACACUUCCUCUGUACAUACUUCCUCAUCUACUACCUCUGCCACGUCCACCACAGCCACACAAAAGUCGGUUGUUGCACCAACUGACCUCAGCACUUACCUGAGCUUGAUUCAGCGAGAUACCUCCACCGACUAUUCGCAAUCCGAACCUGCAAUCUACAACCAUGGAGGAAGUCAAGCCCAGGGGGAUUUCACGACGGCAGACAAAUGUGACGGCGGAUUGGAGCUGCCCAACUCACAGCGGGAUAACAAGUACGGCCUGGGAGCUUUGGCUGACUCGACAUACGAGUACCUGCCCAAGGAGCAUUUGCUGCUGGGCGGCGUGAACGACCAGUACAAGAAGAUGUAUAAGAAAGCGAUGGACGCCGCCCGCAAAACUCUCCUGUUCCGACCCAUGAUGAAGGGCCAACGUGACCUUCGCUUUAUGGCGUCUACUAAUUCCCUGAACCUCGAAACCAAGGAUAUGCCUACUUCUAGCCAACUGGUAUAUGAGAGUUCGCAUCUGCACUGUUUCCUCGGAGGCAUGGUGGCCGUCGGAGCCAAGGCCUUUGGCAUUGAAAGCGAUAUGGAGCUCGCCUAUAAACUGACCGACGGCUGUGUCUGGGCGUAUGAGGCGACAAACACCGGGCUUAUGCCGGAAAGAUUCGGAAUUCUGCCCUGCGACAAGGAUAAGUCCUGCGAAUGGGACGAGGUCCGCUAUGAAAAGGAAGCGCAACGACACUCUUCCGUUCUUGACUCCGAGGCGCAGGCCCGCUUUCGCACCGGCGAGAGUGCUUACGGACAGCGUGUGAAGAUGAACCCAGAUAAUAAGCUGCAGGAGUCUGGUGAGAAUGGCAUGGCUGUUCCCCUUGCCAUGCCAGGAUCAAUGAACCCUCAUGAUGAGGACCCAUUAUACAAACGCGAUUCGUUUGCGGUCGGGAGAGCAGUCCCGACCCCAUCUCCUCUUCCAAUGGUCGCAAAUAGCCUUGAGAACCGUAAUGCGCCUCGCCUCCCCCAACCGCCAGCCUUGUCGCAGACUGAAGGCAACGAGCGACGUGACCGCCUCCCGGCCGGCAUGACAAGCAUUUCCGCACCAGAGUACUUCCUCCGGCCCGAGGCCAUUGAGUCGGUGUUCAUCAUGUUCCGCCUGACGGGCGACAACUACUGGCGGGUCAAGGGAUGGAAGAUGUUCGAGGCGAUCGUGAAGAACGCCCGCAGCGAACUCGCACACGCCUCGGUCAAGGAUGUCACAUCGCAGAAGCCCACUCAGAAGGAUGCGAUGGAGUCGUUCUGGCUGGCGGAGACACUGAAGUAUUUUUACCUGCUCUUCAGCGAUCCCAGCGUGGUGGAUUUGGAUAAAUACGUAUUGAAUACGGAAGCGCAUCCCUUCCUGCGCCCGAUUUCAUGA